AUGCCUGGCGAAAAAAGUCCCGAAGACGUCAUUCAGCGCUCCAGCUCUGAAUUCGACACACCCUCUUUGGAGGAACACAGAAAGACCCAAACAGUUGUCUCCUACAACCGCGAAGACAUUGGCAAUGCGGAUAACGUGUUGUCGACCAUACUGUCGCCCUCGGGGCGCGAGGUGAAAGUCACCGGUGACGUCGACGACGCCAUGAAGCUGGCGCUCGAAUCGCAGCGCAUUGUGAUCUCACCUGAAGAAGAUGCCCGUCUCGUGCGCAAAAUUGACCUUUACAUGUUUCCCCUCUUGUGUCUACUUUACGCAAUCCAGUUCAUGGACAAAAUUUCAAACGGUUCCGCGGCCGUCAUGGGUCUGCGUGAAGACCUAAAAAUGCAUGGCGACCAAUACUCAUGGGUCGGCUCUGCUUUCUACUUUGGCUAUCUUUUCUUCAAUAUGGGUCCGGGCCAAUAUAUAUUCCAGAAAUCCCGUUGGCUGGCAAAGACGCUGGCGGUCUUUGUUAUUAUUUGGGGAACUUUCUUGGCGCUGCACGCGGCGCCCUCCGUCACUUAUCCAACUUUCAUUCUCUUGCGUGUUUUGCUAGGCUGUGCAGAAUCGAUGGUAACUCCCACCUUCACCAUCAUAACUUCCCAAUACUGGAAAAAAGAAGAACAGUUUAUGCGAGUCUGCCUGUGGUUUGGCUUCAAUGGUCUCGGUGGCAUCUGGGCUAAUGCUUUAGCAUAUGGACUCUACACCAGACAACAAACUUACUCCAUGGAGGCGUGGAGAAUUCUCUUCAUCGUUACCGGCAUCAUCACAAUAGUUGUUGGUUUUGCAAUCUUCUUCCACAUUCCAGAUGAUCCUUCUAAGGCCUGGUUCUUAUCAGAACGUGAAAAAUUCAUGGUUGUUGAAAGGAUCAGAUCCAAUCAACAAGGUUUUGGUAACCACCACAUCAAGUGGUACCAAGUCAAAGAAGCAUUCACAGAUGUCAGGACCUGGCUGUAUUUUAUAUUUUCCGUGGGUUCUAACAUACCCAAUGGUGGGUUAACCAACUUUAUGAACAUAUUGAUUAAAAACGAUUUCGGCUACAGCACCUCACAGUCUUUGCUUAUGACCAUGCCCACCGGUGCUGUUGAGCUUGUCGUUUGUCCACUAUUUGGUUACUUAUCUGUGAUAAGUGCUAAGAGAAAGGUUCCAUUUUUACAGUACAGGUUGAGUUGGGCUAUAAUUUCUGCCUUAAUCAGUGUUCUCGCUACAUGUCUAUUGGCUUUUGCAAACAGUUCCCCUAAGACCAAACUAGCAGGCGCCUACUUAUUAUAUGUCAGUCCCAUCUCUUUCAUCUGUGUCUUGUCCAUUAUUAGUUCAAAUACUUUGGGGUUCAGUAAGAAAUGGACAGUGUCCUCUAUCAAUUUGGUGUCCUAUGCAGCUGCCAACUUGGCAGGCCCACAAACUUUCAUCGCAACCCAAGCUCCUAGUUACACGGGUGCGAAGAUCGCCAUGUUGGUGUGUUACGCAGGCACUGUUGUGGUUUUAGCCAUUUUGUUUGUUAUUAAUUACAGAGAGAAUUUGAAAAGAGACCAAAUUCAAGCUGAGAGAGGACCAGACGAUAUAAUCAUAGAAAAUUUGGAAUUCGCGGACUUAACCGAUAAGGAAAACCCUAACUUUAGGUACGCUCUUUGA
Messenger RNA from Lachancea nothofagi CBS 11611, 1665 nucleotides. NCBI's taxonomy places the organism in Eukaryota, Fungi, Ascomycota, Saccharomycetes, Saccharomycetales, Saccharomycetaceae. The record is from the annotation of a GenBank genome assembly.